UAAUUUCUUUAUCAGAACACUCAAAACAGCCCUAACUUAGAAGUGAGAACCCAAACCCUCGAAUCCUCUCCAUUACUCAACUAAGAACCCUAAACUUUCGCAGCUCUCUCUCAGUUCGCAGCCCUCUCAGGUCUCAGCUCGCAGCCCUCUUCAUCACUGAGAAGUGAGAAUCCAUCGUCAUCUUUCAGGUCGUAGCCCGCUCUCAACUUGCAACCCUCUAUCCUUCUCUUGCAACCCUUUAUCCCUCUUUUACAACUCUUGGAAACUUCAAUCGGUGCUGCCUCCGCCGGCGCACCCUCCAUCGGCGUGCCCUUCGUCGGCGUUCACUCUCGCUCGCAAGGCCUCCAUCAGUGCUCGUUCUCUCUCGCUCAAACCUUACCUCCGUCGACGCUGACUCAAUCGUCGCUGCCUCUCCCUCAAUCGUCGUUCCUCCCUCAAUCGGUGCUCAACCCUCACCAUAACACAAGAAGUUUGAUUGCAUUGGUGUGGGGAAUGCGAUGGAUUGUCUAUUUUAUUAUAUGUGCUUUGCCUUACCAUGACACAUGCAUUUAUUCGAAUAGUACAGAUACUUGAUAUAAGAAAUACUAAAUGGAGGUUUCUUGAGGGUGUGAGGGUCUCUGGUGCACUGCCACCUAGAACGGUCUUGGUGCAGCAGUGUAUCUGUGAUGAAGGUGUGUUGGAAGUUCUAUGCAACUAUGCAGCUCCAUCAAAGAAGUUUCAACCUUCAAGACAUGUAAUAGGCUUAUGUACUGCGGUUUGCAUUUCAUCAAAAGAAAAUUAUUUCCUAGCUUAAAUGCUGUAAUUUUGCAAUAAUCUGGUGGUAGGAAGCUAAGCAUUUGAUCUGAAUCAAAUAAGUAUCCUCUGUUCAUACUCAUUUUUUUGGGGCCUGGAUAUAUGUUUUUACUUUUUAUCCUAAUGUGUUCUCUGCGGAUAUGAUUUGGUAUAGAGAGAGUUUUACUAAUACAAAAGGGAAAUGAUUUUAUAGAGAAAGUGAACUUCUAUGUAUUUAAUGCCAUUGGAAACUCAGAUUUUAUCCUUCCUAUAAAAAUUCUUCUAUUUUUGUAUUCUUCACAAAUGCCCUUUGUAAAACUGAUAAAGAUAUAAAUUCUGUCAGCUGCUGUCUGGUAUACCAAUGUGUUUUCUAGGCCAAAUUUUUUAAGAGUUUGCUUAAUUCAUUUUUUAGGUUUCAUGGGGAGAAUCAAGUAUGAUUCAAGCUGAAAGGUUAUUUUCCUGAACCCAAAGAACAAGGAAAUGUUGCUGGAGAACUUCAAAGAACAUCUUGCUUUGUCUGUGAGAAGCAUCCAGUGGAGCUAUGCAAUAUUCUGGUCUACUUCAUCUACCCAACCCGGCAGGGUGUUGAGUUGGGGGGAAGGAUAUUACAAUGGAGACAUUAAGACAAGGAAGACAAGUCAAGGAGUGGAACUCAAUUUUGAUCAGAUAGGGUUGCAGCGGAGUGAGCAGCUUCGAGAGUUAUACAAGUCCCUCAAAGCUGUAGAAGCCAGCCCUCAAACCAAAAGGCGUUCAGCAGCACUGUCUCCGGAGGAUCUCACAGAUACAGAAUGUGAAGAGGCAGGUUGGGAUGUGGAGUUGAAAGCUAGAGGAAUUAACAAUAAGCACACUCUUGCUUAUCAGAGUCGAGUGGACCCGGUACAGUGGUUGAAACCAUAUACAGAUGAAACUCUCGUUGAGCUUGGUCAGAAAGGUGUGAGGAGUCUUUUAGCUGUUCCAGUGAGCUUUGUGAGUGAGCACAUAGAGACCCUUGAAGAAAUUGACAUGGAGUACAGGGAGUUUGGACGGUGCAUGUGAUCAAGUGGGGGUAAUGUGUGACAGUGUGAGCGUAAGAAGAAUGGGAAGUAAAGAAACUGCAUUGAUAUUCAUGCAUGAAGAAUAUAAAAUCCUCAAGCGCUACAAAAAUUAUAGAAGUUCUUCUAAGAGGGCUAUCUCCUUUUUCUAAAGCACAAUGGUGUGAGCUACAAGAUUCAACAGCAUGAGUUUUUGCCAUUAUGUUUGGAUUAUUGAUAUUUAUUUUUUAAUUUUUUUUAUUUUUUACACAAAAAAAUGACAAAGAGAUAGAAUAAGUUAAUGACUUUUAAUAAGUUUUAUAUGUAUUGAUAUUUUUUAGCCCAAUGUAUUUUAUAACUACUUUGGUU
This is a messenger RNA of Arachis ipaensis, 2150 nucleotides long. The record is from RefSeq and is a predicted model, not a curated record. NCBI's taxonomy places the organism in Eukaryota, Viridiplantae, Streptophyta, Magnoliopsida, Fabales, Fabaceae.